AUGGCUGAAUUGCUUUCUUUGGGUGGGAUGGAUUAUUUCUUUUUUUUUUUUCAGCGGACAUUUCAGGCAUUCCACUUGACUUCUCCAUUUCCUUCUUCCUUAAGAUUAAAAAAACUUUUCUACUGUUUUCUAUUUUUCUCUCUCCUCUCUCUCUCUCUUUUCCCCUGUCUGCUUUUUUCUCUUCUCUCACUUUCUCACUCACACUUUCUCUCUCACUCACACUUUCUCUCUCACUCACACUUUCUCUCUCACUCACACUUUCUCUCUCACUCUCUUUUCACUCUCUUUCCAUCUCCAUUUUCUCUUUUCACUCUCUCUCUCUCCAUCUCCAUUUUCUCUUUUCACUCUCUCUCUCUCUCCAUCUCCAUUUUCUCUUUUCACUCUCUCUCUCUCCAUCUCCAUUUUCUCUUUUCACUCUCUCUCUCUCUCCAUCUCCAUUUUCUCUUUUCACUCUCUCUCUCUCCAUCUCCAUUUUCUCUUUUCACUCUCUCUCUCCAUCUCCAUUUCUCUUUUUCUCUCUCUCUCCAUCUCCUUUUUCUCUUUUCCUCUCUCUCUCCAUCUCCAUCUCCUUUUCUCUUUUCAUCUCUCUCCAUCUCCUUUUCUCUUUUCCUCUCUCUCUCUCCAUCUCCUUUUCUCUUUUCCUCUCUCUCUCCAUCUCCUUUUUUCUCUUUUCACUCUCUCUCUCUCCAUCUCCUUUUUCUCUUUUCACUCUCUCUCUCUCUCUCCAUCUCCUUCUCUUUUAUCUCUCUCUCCAUCUCCUUCUCUUUCACUCUCUCUCCAUCUCCUUCUCUUUUCACUCUCUCUCUCCAUCUCCUUCUCUUUUCACUCUCUCUCUCCAUCUCCUUCUCUUUUUAUCUCUCUCUCCAUCUCCUUCUCUUUUCACUCUCUCUCUCUCCCAUCUUUUUCUCUUUUCACUCUCUCUCCCCAUCUUUUCUCUUUUCACUCUCUCUCCCCCAUCUUUUCUCUUUUCCUCUCUCUCCCCAUCUUUUUCUCUUUUCACUCUCUCUCUCCCCAUCUUUUUCUCUUUUCACUCUCUCUCUCUCCCCAUCUUUUUCUCUUUUCACUCUCUCUCUCUCCCCAUCUUUUUCUCUUUUCACUCUCUCUCUCUCCCCAUCUUUUUCUCUUUUCACUCUCUCUCUCUCUCCAUCUUUUUCUCUUUUCACUCUCUCUCUCUCUCCCAUCUUUUUCUCUUUUCACUCUCUCUCUCUCUCCAUCUUUUCUCUUUUCCUCUCUCUCUCUCUCCAUCUUUUUUCUUUUCUCUCUCUCUCUCCAUCUUUUUCUCUUUUCACUCUCUCUCUCUCCAUCUUUUCUCUUCACUCUCUCUCUCUCCCCAUCUUUUUCUCUUUCACUCUCUCUCUCCCCCAUCUUUUCUCUUUUCACUCUCUCUCUCCCCCAUCUUUUUCUCUUUCUCUCUCUCUCUCCCCAUCUUUUCUCUUUUCACUCUCUCUCUCUCCCCAUCUUUUCUCUUUUUCUCUCUCUCUCUCUCCCCAUCUUUUCUCUUUUCCACUCUCUCUCUCUCCCCAUCUUUUUCUCUUUUCACUCUCUCUCUCUCUCUCCAUCUUUUCUCUUUUCCUCUCUCUCUCUCUCCAUCUUUUUCUCUUUCACUCUCUCUCUCUCCAUCUUUUUUCUCUUUUCACUCUCUCUCUCUCCAUCUUUUUCUCUUUUCACUCUCUCUCUCUCUCCAUCUUUUCUCUUUCACUCUCUCUCUCUCAUCUUUUCUCUUUUCCUCUCUCUCUCUCCAUCUUUUUCUCUUUUCACUCUCUCUCUCUCCAUCUUUUUCUCUUUUCACUCUCUCUCUCUCUCUCCAUCUUUUUCUCUUUUCACUCUCUCUCUCUCUCUCUCCAUCUUUUUCUCUUUUCACUCUCUCUCUCUCUCUCCAUCUUUUUCUCUUUUCACUCUCUCUCUCUCUCUCCAUCUUUUUCUCUUUUCACUCUCUCUUUCUCCUCUUAA
Messenger RNA from Acanthosepion pharaonis, 1950 nucleotides. Lineage: Eukaryota; Metazoa; Mollusca; Cephalopoda; Sepiida; Sepiidae. The record is from the annotation of a GenBank genome assembly.